UUAAGUUUUAGUAGCUCAACAUGGGUGAUUUUUGUCCGGUGCCAGUGGAAGAAAAACAUGGUGAAUUUUUAAAAACUGUUAUUGAAAUAUUGUUUAAAAAUGUAGUCUUUACCACAAGACAAGAUAAGGUAAUACUUUGGAUUCCGCCAGAUAAAUUGGAGGAACAAUUUGACUUUUCCUUAACGCAAAAUGGUGAAGAUCAUGAAAAGUUAUUGUUGUUGUUGAAAAAUACCAUCAAAUUUAGCGUCAAGACCGGACAUCCGUAUUUUAUUAACCAACUGUUUUCAGGACUGGACCCGUAUGGCUUGGCCGGUCAAUGGUUGACCGACGCCCUUAAUUCCAGCGUCUACACUUACGAGGUCGCACCGGUUUUUACUCUGAUGGAAACUCAUAUCAUCAGGGAAGUGUGCAGGAUGAUCGGGCCGCAAUGGAGCGACGGAAUGUUCUGUCCGGGCGGCAGCUUUGGAAAUGGAACUGCCAUCAAUUUGGCCAGAUUUAACUUAUGUCCGGAUAUUAAGAAAAAAGGCAACAACUAUGAGCAGAGAUUGGUAAUGUUUACUUCGGAAGAAUGUCAUUAUUCUAUAUACAAAUUUGCUUCAUUUGUGGGUAUCGGAGAAGAAAACGUAAUCCCUGCAGCUGUAGAUGACAAAGGUCAAAUAAUCUCUUCUGAUUUGGAAAUGAAAAUUAAGCAGCAAAAAGACAACGGAGCAGUACCUUUCUUGGUAGUAGCCACGUUAGGAACGACGGUGCGUGGCGCCUUCGACCCAAUAAACGAAAUCGCUGACAUUUGCAGGAACCACGGCGUAUGGUUGCACGUGGACGCUGCUUGGGGAGGUGGUCUUAUUUUCUCGCAAAAACACCGCGCGAAACUUAAUGGGAUGGAAAGGGCGGACUCGGUGGUCAUAAACCCGCACAAACUGCUUGCGGUGCCGCAGCAGUGCUCGCUCCUGCUGGUCAGAGACGAGGGACUUCUUCGGGGAGCGCACUCCAAGGGUGCCGAGUAUUUGUUCCAGAAAGAUAAGCACUAUGAUAAGUCUUAUGAUCCUGGCGACAAAUACUUGCAGUGCGGCAGGAAAUGCGACGUGUUUAAGUUUUGGUUUAUGUGGAAAGCAAAGGGUUCAUCGGGGUUUGCCAAUCAUAUUGACGCACUGAUGAAAACGGCCGAAUCCUUUGAAAAACAAAUUCGCAAUAGACCGGAAUUUAUGAUGGUUUCCGACCGGCAAUAUAUGAACGUUUGCUUUUGGUAUUUGCCGAGGUAUUUAAGAGGAAAGUCAAAUAUCUCUGAGUAUGCACCCCAACUACACAAGGUGGCGCCCGAGAUCCGAGCAGUAAUGAUCAAACACGGUUCUGUAAUGUUGGGCUAUCAGCCGCUAAAAAGUUUACCAAACUUUUUCCGCUUCGUCUCGCAGAAUUCUUCUUUGAAUCAAAAGGAUGUCGACUUUAUUCUUGACCACAUUGCAGAAAUCGGCGAUUCACUGUUUCCAUAAUAUAAGAAGAAUGAUGCCAUAGUUUAGAUUUAGAUUACUGUAUUUUUUUCAAAUAUUUAGGUAUAUAGCUAAUUUAUA
Messenger RNA from Brassicogethes aeneus, 1565 nucleotides. The record is from the annotation of a GenBank genome assembly. NCBI's taxonomy places the organism in Eukaryota, Metazoa, Arthropoda, Insecta, Coleoptera, Nitidulidae.